GUUCACCUACAUGUACCACCCACCCACAACCACACUACCUACGCCCUUGCCACCACAGCCGUUCCGUUCAACGCACGAUUCGAGCCUCGCUAUGCCCCACGACCCCGAUCUCCGACAACGCCAUCACCUACUCCUCCGCGAGACAGUAAGACAUAAGAAGUUGCGAGUGGUGGAUGUGCAUAUGAAGCCCGCCAGUCAAUGCGGACUCUAAUCGGAGACAGCCUCUCCGUUCUUGCGAGAAGCAUCCAAGGUAUAUUCACAGGAACUCACGACGAAGCCUCGUCUGCAAUUCUCACUUCACAUUCUGAUGAGCGAGCUCAACGGAACGUCCCCGCGCGGCCGCCAAGCGUCGUGGAAGUGCCAGUACUGACACCGCCCUGGACAGCUCAGAGGGUUCAAGACAAGGAGGAGUUGAUUGUAGAAAGAACGAGCAAGAAAAGACGGGUUGAAACUCCUGCAAACCCUCUAAACCGCCCAUACAGAGCUCAAGAAGAUUGGAAACCAGAUCACGAAGAGGAGAGGAGAAUGGGGACACAGGGUAAGCCUCAAGGGGUUAAACCAACAAACACUCUCAACCAGCCUUUUGUGCAUAGUGCCCGUCGGUUACAGGUCCAUGCGGGCUCUGGCCGUCACACGAAUAGCGCUCAAUAUGCGACAAAGCAACAGCAGCUCCCUCUACAUGGUAGCAGGGGAAGAGAUGCCGCCAAGCGAAGCUACGGUGUGGAUGAUCCCGUAUCCGAGCAGCCUGCAUUGAAGAGGACCAAAGUAACGCCUGGCCUAGUCGAUCUUACCGGAGACGAGGGUCAAGAUGGACUAGACCCAGACCAAGGUCGACCCAUACCUCGUAGGCAAGUUGACCGGGGGUCUGCAAGCCAGCAAUCCUUCACUGAACAGUCUGAAAGGUUGGCGAAGAGACAGAAACAUGGCGGUGACGCCUUUGGCAACACUGAACUUUUCGACGCAGAUGCAGGUCUCACUUUCAACAUGCGUCAAAAGUCGCGCGAGGGUGGUGAUUCAAAAUUUGGAGCUGCCUUUUCACGACCGCGGACUUCCCAGAAACGGCCUCAAAACGAGCAAGACGAAUUGCAAAGCGGGCCUGCUUGGCAAUCAACGGACGUUCAGAGCAUCCACGCUUCUGCAUCGAAACAAGAAAGCACCGCUACACCGCAAUCUCAUUCAACGCGGACGCAGUGGGGAACAACGGCACCCAUAGAUUUGAUGAAAGGCGUGAACGCAGCUGGUCAAGACCAAAUGCGCAAGAAGCGAAGUUAUGAACUGGGCAGCGCCGCGGACCUGAACCAUGUCAAUCGCGUCUUUCUAGAGCACGGACAGAAGAGUUCUAAAGCCACUCCGGCGUCCAGUAUGCCUCGUGGACCUGGACGACGCACGAUACCGCAGGAUGCAAUGCCCUCAGGCUAUCCAAGGGGCAAAGGCAUUGCAUCAGCCUCGAGAGACCAAUACCCAUCUUCUUCCGCCAUGAAGCUGCGGCACAAGUUCAAGCGCGAUGUAGAGGAGAUUGAAGACGAUGAAGAACCAAGAUCGUCAGCAGUGCAGCCUACCUCGAGUCGACCACAAACCCGAGACCCUAGCCCGGACGUGCUUGAAGGUCAGACAACUGUAGUGUCUCAGAAAUGCCGCGCUGCACUGUCACCUCAAAAUUCGGUCGCCUUGAGACUGAAUAAGAAGGAUCCGGAGUCCGUGGCUUCGGCUUCUGACCUCAGGCAGACCAACUUCAAGCGGUCAGAGCGACGCAGUACCUUGACCCGCAAGCAAGAACCUGACAUCUGGCAAAUCACCGAAAAUGAGGAUGGUGAUAAACGCAUAGCCAUCAACCGAAUUGCUUGCAAGGCAAUUUCCUCCGAUCGAGAUCGACUGGCUUUACUCUGGCGACCUGACUCAAAAGAUUUUGUCUUAGUUGUGGGUGAGGAAUUAAUGUCGUCCCCACUGACUGGUAAAAAUGUCUCUAUUGGCGAAUCAGCAGUGUCGCAGUCCUGGACGGGACACGACGAGAGCACGAAGGUAGUGCUGAAAGGGUCUGCGAGUCAGAGUAGUAACGGCAAAAUCGUAGUGGAAUUUGCUAACCUGGAUGAAAAACAGCGCUGCUACAGCGAACUUUUGCAGAGCUUUCCAGGAAUGGCCACAAAUCAAGAAUAUUUGGAGCGCCUGGACAAAGUCUUCGCCAACACUUACGAGAUGGAAAAGGGCGCGCAUGAAAAGAGUAUGCAAGCUAAGCAACUGGAAAUCAACGAACGGCGUAAGCAGGAACACAAACAUCAACAGAUUGAAGAUGAUGAAAUAAUUUACGAAAACCACCCUCUUCGACUGCAGCGGCAGAAGCUGAUCAGCCGUAUGCAAGGCGUGAUGUCGUCGGAAGCCAACGCGGCUCCUCGAUUGAAGCACAGCAAGCCUAGUGAGAUGUUGCAACGACGCAGUGCAGCACUGCAGAGCAAUGGCCGCCAUACCAUCGACGAACAAAAUGGGACACUCGCACAGAUUGUGCAGCGAGAAGAGAUACUGGCUUCACGGCCCCGCACUCGCUUGCAAGAGUCCGAAACAGCAGCAGUUCUUCUUCCCAGUGGGGCAUCUCGCAGGUCAACUCGACAAACAAAGCCCCGGGAGCAGUACCGCGAACUUUCGCCGGAAGUUGUAAAGCAUACGCAAGUCCAUGGCCUUCCCAAAUGGGCCAAGCCGAUCGUAUAUCCGAAGGAGGGCGCACGUCGCGUCACCAUUGAUGCUGGCGACAUCUUACACCUGGACGCUGGUGAAUUCCUCAACGACAACAUCGUCAACUACGCUCUUCGAGACAUCGAGGAAAAUAUGCAUCCUCCACACAAAGACCGAGUUCACUUCUUCAACACUUUCUUUUACACUUCUCUGACCGCCAAGACUGGUAAAAGGGGCAUCAACUAUGAUGCCGUGAAGAAGUGGACGAAAAACGUGGAUCUACUGUCGAAGCCGUACGUGGUCGUGCCGAUCAACCUUGACCUCCACUGGUUUGUGGUUAUCGUAUACAAUCUACCGGCUGUGAAACGCAAGAUGAUGGACUCAGACGCUGUUGAACCACCCACCGAGGACCUCACGCUAUCGGAUAGUGAUGUUAUGCCGGAGAAAGCUGAUGGCACGCGGUCCAGGCUCGCGAAACUAGCUUUGACUGACGGUCUUGACCGCACCGAAGGUGGGUACACUUCGGGAGAUGGUGAGGUCGUGGAGAUAGGCGGUUCAGACAAGCUUGACAGCAGACCAAUUACCGUCAAGGGAAGGAAGCGCAAGAGAAAGCGAAUCAUGCCAGUCAGAAAAGACACCGCCAAUCAAACCAUGAUCAUCUCCCUGGACUCCUUUGGGAUGACCCGAAGCAACGAACUGAGACAAAUCAAGCAGUACAUCAUUGAUGAAGCCCGAGAGAAACGCCGGAUUGACGUUUGCAUUGAUGACUUGCAUGGCGUGAAUGCCAAAGGUAUUCCUCAGCAAAACAACUUCUAUGAUUGUGGCGUGUAUUUGAUUGGUUAUAUGAGGGAAUUCGCAAAAGACCCUGAUCGCUUUGUGAAGAGGAUAUUGGGUCGAGAGCUUGACGACAGCGACUUUCAAGAGUUUGACACGUCAAUUAUGCGAAAAGAGAUCCGAGAGAAGCUGCUUGAGUAUGGCAAUGCGGAAGAUCGCCAGUACAGGGACGAGAAAAUGGCACGACGGGUUGGCAGAGUUUCAGCCAGCAAUGCAGCAGAAGUUGAACAGCAACCCAUGUCAAGUCAGCCGACCCGUCACAAUCCCUCUGCAAUCAAGAUCGGCGGGCGCCACAACAGUCCGCUCGCGCAGGCAGCGCUUCAUAUCCCAACGGAAGCCCCGCGCAGUCCUGAUCUUACCAAACUGCCUACAUCUUCAAUAUUCCCAGAGAAUCCGUAUUCACGCUGCGAGACACCUAGAGAGGCUAUGGACAGUGACGCCGAGAUGCUGAUGACAUACAAUACACCGGAUGCGGACAACACGCCACGCACUUCACAGCUUAGCCUGCAGUCCAGCCCUCACAAGGACCUCAAUGGACAUCCAGCGACCUCGCCUGUGGCCAGUGUUUAUCCUGGCAACGCAAACUUCCCCAUUGGUGGAUCGUGCGAGACUGGGAUCAAGGUGGAAGACGAAGUCAAGGGUGAAGAUGCCGCUGUCAAAAACGAGGGUUAUAUGCAGGAAGCAAGAAGCAAGCUCGGAAGCGGAGAGGCUUUUGAUGUGGAAUCCACGAGCGAGUCGGAUGAGUCCGAUAAAAAAUUUCUGAUGACUCGAUUCAACGAUGUUGGUGACGAGGGCGACCAGAAUCUCUUGGACGAUCAUUCCUCUGACGAACGUUACUCCGACGACUUCCAAGGCUUUGAUGAUAAAGAGCAGUUGAUCGAAAUUCCAGACUCGCAGGAGGUGCAGUAGAGUCAAUCACUGACUGGUACAUACGUGGUAUUCUCAUGCAAGCUCAUGGAGGCGACGGGAGCACUAUAAUCGAAUGGUGGCAAAUGUCGAAGUGCAAUUUUGGAGGGGCGGACACGAGUGUAGAUUCAUAAGUCGAUAGCAUGGGCGUGAGACAUGAAGCUUCUUCAAGGUCUCAUGAGCACCAAUCUGUCACCCGUCUACCUUGGUCUUACCACCUGUGAUAUGCAACGCAUCUAUCCACUGACGAUCUAUCCCACUAUCCCAAGCGCCACGCUAAAGCCAAGAUCUUUUUCCCCAUUGCAAUGGUAUACUAAUUCAAGUCCUUCUUAUUCUGCUCCUCCAACAACGCAUCUGUAAUAUACCCUCCACUCCCCCGUCCUCCCGUCCCAUCAUCAUCAUUCCUCUCGGUAGCAGCAGCAGCAGCGACAAGUUCAUCGACCUCUGCGUAUUCGGCAUCUCCUGCAGAUCCUACCCAUUUGUGCUGUUUCUCGCGCACGAAUUCUGCAAAAUCCCAUUCCCGAUUUUCGAGGCGGGAGGGGUGGGAUGUCCAGAUGUAGGUUUCGCAGGGGAGGAGGUGUUCUUCUUUUUCUUCUUUUUCUCCUGUUUCGGCACUUAGUUUUGAGUUUCCUCCCUCUCCACUACUGUUCUUCUUCUCAUCCCCUUCUUCCUGGAGCAGGCGGAUAGACACUUUCUGUCGAGUGUACUCGUCCCCCUCGAAUGUAUCGAGGCGACUAAUGUCCGAUGCGGUGAGUCCCGUCACGUAGACUCCGCGCACACUUUCGCCGUCGGAGGGAAUGACGCCGGGGUAGUCUGCGAAUACGACGCGUUUUCGAAUGUGGUUGGGGAGUAUUGCUGGGUAUGUCUUGAAGUUGUGGGUGGAGUAGUGAGGAUUGGAGGGAUUCCAGGGAAGGGGGCCGUGACAGACACGGUGGAGGACGGCUGGGGCCAUGAGCGUUCCGUAGAAGAAGGCUGCUCUGCCUUGUUCUUGCGGAGAGGCGGCGGGAGGAGUUGUCACGUUGGCAGUCUCUGGCGAUGUGGUGGCCAUGAUGAGUGUCGUUGCGGAGCUGUUAUUGUGGUCUAGAUGAACAGAUCCAAAGGGGAUUCGAAAGCUCCUUAUACUCUUCUUACUUGCUUGCUUGUUACUCCAAAUAUUGUUCAACUUCUAGCCUUUUCUUGCAGUUUCUUGCAGUGUCUCGGUCUUUGUUUGGUGUCCAGAGUGGUCGGUGCUCGGCGUCGUAGACUUGGAGAUAGAUUUUCUCUUCGACCAGAUGAAAGAACCACAAGAUGGAUAUUGUCCUGCGCUCCCCGACCCUGUCACCGUAGUCUUUGCCGUUGUUCUCGUCGUUGCCGUCGUCGUCG
Messenger RNA from Sphaerulina musiva SO2202, 5766 nucleotides. RefSeq lists its product as uncharacterized. NCBI's taxonomy places the organism in Eukaryota, Fungi, Ascomycota, Dothideomycetes, Mycosphaerellales, Mycosphaerellaceae. Gene Ontology annotation, molecular function: SUMO-specific endopeptidase activity. The transcript has 4 exons. The record is from RefSeq and is a predicted model, not a curated record. Bases 199 to 4407 code for a protein of 1402 amino acids. Gene Ontology annotation, cellular component: cytoplasm; nucleus. Gene Ontology annotation, biological process: protein desumoylation.